Daktulosphaira vitifoliae (grape phylloxera) is the source of this 2213-nucleotide messenger RNA. It is a transcript of the gene Pgant7, whose product is annotated as N-acetylgalactosaminyltransferase 7. The record is from RefSeq and is a predicted model, not a curated record. Gene Ontology annotation, cellular component: Golgi apparatus. The coding region runs from base 243 to 2003 and encodes 586 amino acids. NCBI's taxonomy places the organism in Eukaryota, Metazoa, Arthropoda, Insecta, Hemiptera, Phylloxeridae. The transcript is spliced from 12 exons.
AUCACGUAAACAAAAUUUAAGAAAUAAUUUUAAAAAUAUAGAACGCCGAUGGUCAUAUCACGCAUAAUUUGUGUUUAUUAAGAAUAUCCACCUAUUAUACAAAAUUAUUCUGUAAAAUGAUUUUUUUGUCACCUGCCAAUUUAGUUAAUAGUAUCUAGUAUAAAUUAUAUUUAAUUUUUUUUAUAUUUUUAAAAUUAACUGCUUUGGAAAAUUGCUAAUGUAUUCAUUUUAUUAUUUUUAUCAUGUCAAUGAGAAUGAGAAUUAUACAACUUAAACGAAAUAAAUCUACUCGAAUUGUAGUUGGCUUGGUCAUCAUUAUUGUGCUUUUAUUUGCCUUAUUUAAACGUUCAGAAAAUAUAAAAAAUUCUCAUUUACCAUCAUUUAGUAGAUAUUCAAGGCAGUCUAUUGAAUCUCCGUUAUAUCGCGAGGGAAUUCUUGGUAACUAUGAACCAAAAAUCCCAGUUCCAGGGUCAGGUCCAGGUGAAGGAGGAAAACCUUACAGAGUUCCAAGUAACAGAGAAAAUGAAGCACUCCAGGGUAUAUCAGAGUAUGGUAUGAAUAUGGCCUGUUCAGAAGAUAUUUCUCUCAAUCGAACUAUUCCAGAUUUACGGAUGAAAGAGUGUAAAUAUUGGACCUAUCCUGAAGAAUUACCCCGUACUAGUGUAAUAAUUGUAUUUCAUAAUGAAGGUUGGUCAUCUCUAUUAAGAACAGUGCAUAGCAUUUUAAAUAGAACUCCUCCUCAAUUCCUAGAAGAAAUUCUUCUUGUUGAUGACUUUAGUGAUAAAGAAAACUUGAAGAAUAAACUAGAGUAUUAUAUAGAACAAUUUAAUGGUAAAGUUAGACUGAUAAGGAAUUCUGAACGUGAAGGAUUAAUUAGAACAAGAUCAAAGGGUGCUUUCAACGCUAGGGGAGAAAUUAUAUUAUUUUUGGAUGCUCAUUGUGAAGUUGGUUACAACUGGCUCCCUCCUCUAGUUUCACCUAUUGCUCUUGACAGAAAAAUUAUGACAGUUCCUUUCAUAGAUGGCAUUGAUCAUAAUACUUGGGAAUAUAGGCCUGUUUAUGAAAAAGAUCAUUUUUUCCGAGGUAUUUUUGAAUGGGGUAUGCUUUAUAAAGAAAUUGAAAUUCCAAUUCAAGAAGAACAGAAAAGAACAUAUAAGAGUGAACCAUAUAAAUCUCCAACUCAUGCUGGAGGUUUAUUUGCAAUGAACAGAGAUUAUUUCAUUGAACUUGGUGCAUAUGAUCCAGGAUUACUAGUAUGGGGAGGAGAAAACUUUGAGUUAUCAUUUAAAAUUUGGCAAUGUGGAGGAAGUAUUGAAUGGGUUCCCUGCUCUCGUGUUGGACAUGUUUACCGUGGUUUUAUGCCUUAUGAUUUUGGAAAACUCGGUAGCAAAGUAAAAGGUCCUUUGAUUACCUAUAACUAUAAACGAGUGAUAGAAACAUGGUUUGAUCAAAAACAUAAAGAAUUCUUUUAUACCCGUGAACCUUUAGCUCGUUAUAUUGAAAUGGGUGAUAUUAGUAAACAAUUGGAGUUAAAAGAAAAGCUUCAAUGCAAAGACUUUUCUUGGUUUAUGGAAAAUGUCGCUUUUGAUGUGUAUACAAAAUUUCCAGAAUUACCUCCUAAUUUGCAUUGGGGUGAAGUUCAAAAUGUUGGUAAAAAAAAAUGUCUUGAUACUAGAGGACGACAACCUCCAUCAUUAAUUGGCUUAGAAUUAUGUCAUGGACAAGGAAAUAAUCAACUUUUCAGAUUAAAUUCUAAAGGACAGUUGGGUGUAGGAGAACGUUGUGUUAAUGCAGACAGACAAGGUGUCAAAUUAGUUGUUUGUUCUUUAGGAACUGUUGAUGGAAACUGGCAAUAUGAAUCAGCUAAUAAAUUAUUAUUUCAUACGAAAACCAAAAAAUGUCUUAAUGCCCAUCCUUCAUCUACUCAAGUAAUGCUAGCACCCUGUGAUACAAAUAACGCAAAUCAACAAUGGACAUUUAAAGCAAUUAUACCUAAAUGGUGAAUGGACUUGAUUUCUAGUUAUAGAUCAUAUAUAUCAUAUGUAAAUUAAUUGCUACUUGUUAUUAAUAAUAAUGAUUAUUUAUAAUUAUUGAAAGUUAUAAUUAAUAAUUUAAACAUUUUAUUUUGUUAUUGAAAUUACAAGACUAUCAUUGAAACUACUUAUUUUAUAAUCAAAUUUUUUACAUUUGCUAAUAAAGAUAUUCAAUUUUUA